Molecule: messenger RNA, 360 nt
Organism: Yarrowia lipolytica CLIB122
Lineage: Eukaryota; Fungi; Ascomycota; Dipodascomycetes; Dipodascales
Source: RefSeq, a predicted model, not a curated record
AUGGCGACGUUCAGGAUCUGCAAAUACAUCUAUCUGCACAAAAACAUGCCAACUGCACAGGGACUGGUCAGCAGCGGCAUUGACCGCGACGCGUCCGAAUGGACCAAAUACCCACACUCGCCCCUUCAGCUCUCCAUUGAUACCACCCCCACCGGGGGCGCGAAAAUCUCCCUCAAAUACGAAAACACCUCUGUGGAGCAUCUCGACAUAGACGAGAUUGACGAGCGGUUCGGAUCCAUCUACGGAACAAACAACCCGCCGUUGGUGGCCAGUUGUAAACAGCCAGGAAUUGGCUUCAAGUACUUGGUGAAGAGAUUCCAUACCAUGGUGAGUGUGCAACGAGGAGUCGUUUCUGAAUAA